AUGGUGGACGUGCCUCUCUACGUCGUCUCGGACUACGCAUCUUCCGAGAGACGGAUUACCCCGUCGUGGUCCAUCUCCCAGCUCAAAGCCAAGCUGGAGUCUAUCACAGGCAUCCCUCCGUCCUGCCAGCGAAUCUUCCUCAAGACAUCAUCCAACGAGAAGAUUGCGAUAGAGGCUCCAAACGAGGAUGCCGUUUACCUGCAGCAAUUUCCCCUUACGCCUUAUGCUGACUUGGUGGUUGUUGACACACGACCUGUCUCGGCAAGGCCCAACCUCUCGAGUACUGCUGGGGUUGAGAAAUUCGUCCUCCCGGAGGAAGAGUAUGAGAAGAAGACAGAUUCGGUUCUCGCCUGGAAGAAGGCCCAGAAACUCGGCCGAUUCGACCCCAACGCCCCAAGCCACGAGCAGGCAAAGAUCGCUGCCAUCGCUCAAGAGAUCGAAGCCCGGGGGAUUGCCGUCGGGAAGCGAUGCAGGGUAGGGGAAGACGACACCAGGCGUGGCGAGAUCAAGUAUGUAGGUGAUGUUCCCGAGAUCCCUGGGCUCGGCGCCUGGGUCGGCGUCCAGCUGGACGAGCCAGUCGGCAAGAACGACGGAGGCAUUGGCGGCACCCGGUACUGGGGCGAAGAAUCACAAAUCAAGCGUGGCAUAUUCGUCCGACCAGAGCGCGUCGAGGUCGGCGACUUCCCCGUCCUGGACUAUCUUGAGGACAUGGAGGAGAUUUGA
This is a messenger RNA of Parathielavia appendiculata, 723 nucleotides long. RefSeq lists its product as uncharacterized. Gene Ontology annotation, cellular component: microtubule plus-end; nucleus; cell cortex. The transcript has 2 exons. Gene Ontology annotation, biological process: cytoplasmic microtubule organization; post-chaperonin tubulin folding pathway; tubulin complex assembly. The record is from RefSeq and is a predicted model, not a curated record. Lineage: Eukaryota; Fungi; Ascomycota; Sordariomycetes; Sordariales; Chaetomiaceae. Bases 1 to 723 code for a protein of 240 amino acids. Gene Ontology annotation, molecular function: alpha-tubulin binding; microtubule plus-end binding.